Molecule: messenger RNA, 3567 nt
Organism: Cornus florida
Lineage: Eukaryota; Viridiplantae; Streptophyta; Magnoliopsida; Cornales; Cornaceae
Exons: 6
Coding region: 725-2896 (723 amino acids)
Source: RefSeq, a predicted model, not a curated record
AAAAAGGAGAGGAAGAAAAGAGACACAGAGAGCAUGGGCUUCCGAAGAACCGCAAAGAAAACACAACCACCACCAUUUCCCAAGAGACGCAAAAGAAGAAAAUUGUAUUAAAAUUCUCUUUUUCUUUAAUUGUUUUAUUGUUGAAGAUUAUUCAUUCUUAAAACUUUAAUCGAUCAGUAUAACUAUAUAUACGAUCUAGAGAUUGAUAGAUUAUAUGGAAGAUCACCUUCGGAUAUGAUUCAUCUAUCCAAUUUCUCUCUCAGAACCAUCGUUGGCAUUUGCAUUGAUUCUGCUGAAAACCAUGAAUUGUAUUUGCAUCAUUGCUCGCUGGUGUGGAGAUCAGAAGAUUUGUCCUGUCAAUUAUUUUUGGCUUUCUAGUAUGUGCCCGAAUUUAUCAAAGCAUUCUUGGAAGGAAAUCGUGGUAGCUGAAGUGACGAGGCCAUUCUUAGAUAUAUAGAACUGGCUUCUCCUUGAAUCUGGAAAUUGCUUUUUGAUGAAAUUUUAGCUGAAAUUAGGCAGCAUUUCGGUUUCUUCCCCCGUUUUUGUGGUAUUUAUAGGAUUAAACAAGUUUGGUUUCAUGUGUAUAUAACAUGGAUGUUAGUAGCACCUCUUUUAUUUGGAUAUUUUGAUUAGAGAUAUGCGAAUGUGCAAUAUUAGGAAAGGGCAUGGUCAACAGGAACUCGUUUUGGUCCUUUAGAAAACCAGAUCCUCUGCAAAUUUAGUGAUGGGUUUGCCACAAGUUUCAUCCAGUGGAACUGCUGAGGAGGUUGCAGGAUCUUUGAUUACAUUUGUGCACAGUCCGCCUCGAUUUUCUGGUGUGAGCACAUGUGAUUUGGACGGAAUUCAUGUGGAAAGUACGAGUCAAAAGUUUGGGGGUUCCUUAUGCUCUUCUUUAGGAGUUUUUCAAAGGAAAACCUCCUUGGAGCUUGCAAGUAUUCCAGACAAUUCAUACAAGGAGGCCGCUGAUGCUACAGCCAAUGUUCAUGAGAAAAUUGGUUGUAAGGGUAAAGGUGAUAUGUUAACUCCCAAAAGUGCCAAGCACAUUGAGAGACCUGUUUCCAGGAUUGUGGGUUUUGAAUCUAUUAGGAGAGGUUCUUUCUUUGAUGGGCAUGAUGGAGUUUCAGCUGAUCAGCUUUGUUCUUCAUCUGUAGUUGGUAUCACUGUUAAUGAAACAGAAUCCAGUGGGUCACUAGUCAGGAAACGGUUGUUGUCACCAUUGAAUGGUAUACUUUCCCUGAACCAAUUUAGUGGUGAUCCUCUAGAUAUCAGCUGCAGCAAUUUUCGGAUUGCUUCUCCUGCUUCAACUGAUAGUUAUAGUGUUUCAAUGGCACAGGAGUAUAAGAAAGCAAAUAUUGGAAGCAAUCAUUUCACCACACCAGUCUGUUCUGUGGCUAAUUGCUCAGAACAGAAGGAUGUGUUAUGUGAUUACAGUAGAAUGGCCAGCAUUUUUUUUACUGACGGCCCUUUGCUAGAGGACAAGGAAUUACUGUCUCAUGCUUGUUUAUCGUCACCUGGACUUGAUCCUUUGAAAGAAUCAAGUAAAGUAAGAUCCCAAACCAGGGCGAUAUCCAUAUCAGCAGAAACUAUGAUCUCGUCUCCUCUUUCUUUAUCACCUCUUGGUCCAAGAUUUUCUGAAAGAAUGAAAACUGUGGGAGUAUGCAGGAACUCAAAGAUAGAAGGUGAUUAUUUAACCUUAAAAAAUGUGGAACAUCCACUUGAUGAAAACUUCUCGGACAAUAUCUUUGCAUCUGAAGAAGAGGACUUUAUUAUGACAAGAAAAUCAUUGGAAGAUAUUGAUUUUUUACACAAAGAGUUUCAUUUGUCUUUCCCAGAAAGUAACACUGGAAGAGGUUGGCCUUGGUCUCAAGAUUUGGUACCCCCACCCCAUUGCAUGAAGCUGGGUAGAAGGUUAAGGGGUUUUCCGGUUAUGAAGUCAUUGGUUGGUUCAUUUGAGGAAUCCCUAUUGUCUGGUCGGUUGUCAUCUGGAAAAUCCGGUCAGAAAAUUGAUGGUUUUCUAGCUGUACUAAGUGUUACUGGAGGGAACUUCUCACCAAAAUCGCAGAAACUUCCUUUUGCCGUAACCAGUGUUGACGGAGGUAGUUACUUACUGUACUAUGCAUCCAUAGACCUUGCAGGAAAGUUGUCAUCAAACAAGUGGAGAGGCCAGGAUUUGGAAAGAAGCCUUAGCAAUGAUGAUUCACGAAGUUCCAGGAGCCGUCUGCGCAUUCCUGUGAAAGGACGUAUACAACUGGUUCUGAGCAACCCGGAGAGGACACCACUUCACACAUUCUUUUGUAACUAUGACUUAAGUGACAUGCCUGCUGGUACCAAGACAUUCUUGCGUCAAAAGGUCACCCUAGCUUCUUCUGGCCCAACUUCUACAUGGGUGAGUGGAGAGCAGAGAAACUUUGACAUAAAAUAUGAAGAUAAGGUGACUUCAGUCUCAGAGAUAAGUCAUCCUGAUCAAAAUGUUAAAGGACGUGUUUCAACGGCUUUGAUGGAUAAUAUGGAUGGGAGCAACAGGAAUGCUUGUGCAAGGACUGAUGACAAGCAUUUCAGCUUGUUUGAUAUUGGCCAUGGAAAUGAGAGGAAAUUGGAACAAGCUUUUUCGAAGGUCAAUGAGAAUGCUACUGGUGCUGGUGCUCUACGUUAUGCUCUUCAUCUCCGUUUUCUAUGCCCACCCUGUAAGAAAUGUUCGCGAUCAGAAAGAAGUUGCAAAUCCAAUCAUCAAUCUGUACAAGGAACUAGCUUAGAUGUUGAAGGAGAGCAGAGAUUUUAUUUAUACAACGAUUUGAGGGUUGUGUUUCCUCAACGCCAUUCAGAUGCUGACGAGGGGAAGUUGAACAUGGAGUACCACUCUCCGGCAGAUCCAAAAUAUUUUGAUAUCAGCAGCUGAAAUGCGUACAUCAUUUCCCUCCUAAGCGAAUGGUUCCAUUCUAUAUGUGUACAUACUUGUAAACAUUUCCAGGGUCAUUUCAUCUCGAAACGGCAUAACAUAGUGAAGACUGUAGAUCACCAAUAAUGUUCUUAAAAUGUCUCUUGCGUAAUGGGAAUUGUUUUAGGAGCAGGACUGAUGAGUUGGACCAGAAGGACUGUAAAUUGAUUCGAGUGCGGUGGUGGUUGUGCACCGAUAGGUUUGUUGCUGCUGCAUUACUUGUUUGUUUGUUUAAAGGCAAUGAUGCCCCUGUUAUAGUAGGAGAUUGGGUAAAUUAAUUUGUCACUCAAAAGGUUAUUCUAGGAAGCAUGCGUUUUUACACACCCCUUCCUCAUUGGGAGUAAUUAAUAUCUAAACCUGAUGAUGGCGAUAAUUAACUCAAGUGAGCCAUUUGUGUCUUGGACUGGCCUAAUAAUGACGAAGGGGCUGAACUUGCAUGGUUGGCAUUAAAACAAUUGGCAACGAGAAAUGGACUUGAGCUGGGCCGUGACCUGUAUUGUGGGCCAAUAUCUAGUUCUGGUUGAUCCAAGGAUUCUAAACUCAAUUCUGUAAUGUCUUUGGAAUACUCCUAACCAUAUAUUAUGUGUAUAUGUUAAUAUUCUACCGCAAUAAUUCUUCUCAAGGAAAACAAA